Messenger RNA from Trichoderma gamsii, 1263 nucleotides. RefSeq lists its product as hypothetical. The coding region runs from base 1 to 1263 and encodes 420 amino acids. The record is from RefSeq and is a predicted model, not a curated record. The transcript has a single exon. Lineage: Eukaryota; Fungi; Ascomycota; Sordariomycetes; Hypocreales; Hypocreaceae.
AUGGCCGACGCAAGCAUGCUUUACACUAUUGGCGCCUAUGCCACCCUGAUUGGGUUUGGCUAUGCCAUCUAUCACUUUUCGACACAAAAGGACAAGCAGAAGGGCGGCGUCACUAUUACCAAGCCCGCAAAAGCCCCCCAGCAGCCAACUGUUCGGAAAGAAGACCGAAAAAAGAAGCAGCGAAUGGAGAGCUAUGCGACUGAGAGCAAGUCAUCCAAGCCCGAAGCUCAGAAAGAAAAGGCCCCCGAAGCCAACCAGUGGCUGAGCAAUGAUGCUGAGAAGCAAGAAAAGCUCGACAACCGAGAGUUUGCCAGACAGCUCUCCAAGGCCAAGGAGGGUGCCAAGUUCGAUAACAAGAAGGAGGCUGCCAAGCAGCGAGAGAAGACUGUGAAGCAGUCCAAGGCUAACAAGUCCAAGGCUGCGCCGGCCCCAGAGGCCGUCGUUUCUGCCCCGUCGUCCAACGGCGCCGACGCCGACGAUGACGAGUCUCCUGUUGCUCUGUCUCCCGAGACUCGUCCCGUGGACGUCAGCGGUGUCAGCGACAUGCUCGAGCCAGCCUCUACGACCGGCCCUUCCGUUCUCCGUCUCACUGAUACCGAGUCCAAGAAGCAGAAGAAGAAGGCUUCCAAGAACCCUGAACCGGUUGAGACCAAGAAGCAGAGACAGAACAAGAAGAAGGCCGAGGCCGCCAAGGCUGCUCGUGAUGAGACCGAGAAAGAGCGCAAGGUUCUCGAGGAGAAGCAGCGCCGAACUGCUCGCAUAGCCGAAGGCCGUGCUGCUAAGGAUGGCUCUGAGUUCAUGGCAGCCGUCAAUGGAAAGAAGUCUGCUUGGGACGGCACCAAUGGAACCAACGGUGCUGCUGCUAAGAACGGAGAUGCAGCUGCCUAUGCCCCUCUUGAUACCUUUGAGAAGUCCACUCCUGCCCCCACUGCCAAGAAGGAGACUGUCAACCAGCUAGAGAGCUCUUGGAUCUCAGCUCUCCCCUCCGAGGAGGAGCAGAUGGAGAUGCUCAAAGAAGAAUCUGAUGAGUGGAACACCGUCAAGACCAAGUCUUCCAAGAAGUCCAAGAAGGCUUCUUCAGUUGAAUCCGGAGAGGAGGCCACCCAGGCCCGUCCUGCGGCUCAGACUCAGCAAUCCACCGAGACCAAGAACCGCCCUGCGGCUAAGCCUGCAGCCGCCAAGAACUUUGGAGGAUCUUUCUCUGCAUUGACCACUAAGGAUGAUGAUGCCGAGGAGGAGGUUGAGGAGGAGUGGGAUGUCUAA